Esox lucius (northern pike) is the source of this 3378-nucleotide messenger RNA. RefSeq names its product CKLF-like MARVEL transmembrane domain-containing protein 3. The coding region runs from base 1942 to 2463 and encodes 173 amino acids. The record is from RefSeq and is a predicted model, not a curated record. Gene Ontology annotation, cellular component: membrane. The transcript has 5 exons. Lineage: Eukaryota; Metazoa; Chordata; Actinopteri; Esociformes; Esocidae.
UAAAGAUACCAACAUUGUAUUGUCUUACUCAAGAUAAUACCAUUGUAUUUUCUUCGAUUAGGAAAGCAAUUGUUUUUAUAAUCUAUGCAACAACAUAGAUGUGUGUGUGUGUGUGUGUGUGUGGUGGGGGGUACAUAGGCAGCCCUCCUUUGUUGUUCUGUAUAGUUUUUUUUCUUUUUGUUCAUGGAUGUCUGUUCCUUUCUCCUCUAUUUACAUUUGGGGGGAACACUUCCACUGUUAGGGUUAGCUUAGCAUGAGACACAGGGCCCCAAAAAUAACAUUUGCUUCUCUUUUGACAGCCAAGAUAAACAUUUCCAUUUUCAAGAUAAUUUCUGCUUAUUAUUAAGUUGAUUAUAAUAUAUAAAUACAUUUUGUAAUGGGGUAAAGAGAAAAUAGAGCAAUUAUAUUUAAAAAAUUUAAAUUUUUACGAAUGUUGCUCGCUGAGAAUGAUUUCCUACAAUUAUUUAUAUAUAUAUAUAUAUAUAUAUAACAACCUUAUUUAGAAGUAGGUGGCAGUGACAUCUCAUCAUUGGCCUUUUGUAGAAUUGUGUGCAGGUGAGGUGAAAGAUCAACUGUGAUCUUUUGUAGAAUUUUGUGGGGAAUCCAACCAGCCCUGGUGUCACUCCUCUCUUCAGGGUUUUAGUGGUUUCUACCCAGUUGUAUAGCUAGUCCUUUAUGUGUUUUUUCACCUUCAAAUCAGAGUAAUUUUGAUAUGUGAUGAAACUGUGCUGGCUAUUGCGACCUAUGAAUGUACCACUUGAUGAAUGAGUGAUGGGCACUGUUUGACACGGUAAUUAUUUAAUGUCCAGAUGUUCCCAUUUAAUUAAUAAAAGAAGGCAGUGACAAAUGAAACAUUGCUGGUUGACAGUAUGAUGAUUUUUGUUUGUGUAAUCCAGUUUGUGAGUAGCUGUGAAAAACAUGAAUCUCUGUAUUCACCAAUGCAUGGCUAUGGGUUUACCUGUGACCUUAUACAUCAGACCAAUUAUCCAAGUGAGACUGUGCUCUAGUGGUGAAAGUGGCAGCCAGUGCAGAGCUAACUACAAAACACAAGGCAAAUGGUUCUUAUAUACUGGCCCCUAAUUGUAACUGUAUGCUGGAAAUUAUACCCCCACACACUCACAAAAAGUGUAAAUCAUGCCUAUUUUGUUUUGUUAGGUCAGGGUGACUAGUAUUUAGCCGAACCUGUGAGGUUGUGAACUGUUCUGUCAGUAAUAGUUUAGGCAGCUUGCAGUAGACAGACAUUUAUCGCAGGCUUGUCCAGCUUUUGUUUUCAACCACAGAGAUUAUACAAUUCCUAUUUUGUCUAAGGUUUGUGUUACUAUUUUGAUUCCCUACACUAAAUGUGAGGGAAUACAGUUGUCAGUGUUAAAAAUGUUUUUUAAAUCCGUUAACUUAGUGUUACUUUCAUCCCACUGGCUUGUAACAUACUCCACAAGGGUAGCUUAUUUCCCCGCAUCUAUUCCGAGCCGUCAUUUUGAGGUUUCACAUUACUUUAUAGUUAUAGAAUAAUACUUCUGUAUACGUUCUGUCAAAAAUUGUUCCACGUCUAAAUCUACCCUAUCCGUGGCCUAUUGGUGUUUCCAUAGACUAAGCCUAAAUAUGAUCUGAUAUUUCUGUAUAACACGGAACACUGAAAUGGUAUGCUUAGUUUUAAACAUACCAUUUCAAAUUUCAAAUACAAAUACAUGUUUUAUUUUUUAUGAUUUUGUUUUAAUGACUAAGCCUAGCCUAUCGUCAUCGAUCUCGGUCGAGCAUCUGUAGAAUGCAGAUGUUGCGCUUUUUUUAAACUACGUUUCCGUAUUUUUUUCCCGUCAUUAUUUCCGUUUUCACAAGAAGCAAUACGCUUUUUCAGGGCUUUCCAUUUUCCGCUCUCAACUCAUCCAUUCUUUGUCAGUCUGCUGAAUGUGUAACCGUUAUUGAGGUAAAACUUUAAUCUUUGCAAUGGGGGACAUCGAGGCUCCCGAUACGACUGGACCGGGGCGACGUGUCUUUCAAGCUAUUCUCCCAAGCGCAAAAGAAUUCGCCUCUUCACGGAAAGGACGACUACUUAUUGCAGAAGUGGCCCUGUCCCUCAUUACUUUCAUCUGUUUUGUGGCGUCCACGGCAGCAGCCUUUGUCACAGCGCCCCUAAUUGAGUUCCUGGCUGCCCUUUUCCUCCUCUUUGCCUAUUGCACUAAAUUCAAUGAGCGAUUUAAGGGAUUCCACUUUCCUCUGAUGGAUUUUCUGCGCUGUGUCAGUGCAGCCAUUAUCUUUUUCAUUAUCUCCAUAAUAUCAGUUUCCAAGUACACAGACGGGGCCUCUAAAGCAGCAGGGGUGUUUGGGUUCAUUGCCACCAUUGUUUUUGCCCUAGAUUUUUAUGUAAUCUUUAAUGACCUGGCUAGUUUCCUCAAACAAGCAGGAGACUCGGGUGAUGACCCACCACAAACCUCAGAAUAUAACGACUCUGACUCUGAUUCAGACUGAAAAGGUUUUACACAAGGGACCCUGUGUGUGUGUCCAGUUCAGACCACCAUGCCUGGCAGGAUGACAACCACAUCACCACAGAUUCAUUUCAAACUUUUGUGAAAACAGGUUUCCAAUCUUAUUGUGUAUUGAGCUUGGAAUGUUGGCACCUACAAUGAUAAUUUACAGUUUCAGUAUUAUUUUCCAAAUGCUCAAAAAUGUGCCACACUUGGUGCCCGUCUUUUCUGACAAGCUAAUCAAAAAGUUUUGAAAACAUUUCAGAAACUGUGAAUGACCUGUGGUAUUUUAGUAUUGGAUAUUUACAUUUGCCCAGCUUUCAGUAAUGCCAAGGGACUCUUGGGGAUAAAAAUCACAUCAGAUGACACUACAUUUAAAUGGGAGAAUCUAGAGAUAUUCCCUAAUUGUGUUUAUGAGGUGAAUAUCAUUGAAAAGAUUGGCAGCUGGUUGGCUGGUUACACCUUCUGUCAAAUCCUCAUACUUGUUUGGCUUGAUUUUAUAUUUUCUAGUGGCCUUUACAGAUGUUUAUAUGAUGUGAUAUCCUAGCAUUAUCACUUUAUCACAGAUACAUGUUUACCAAGCUAAAACUGAUAGCGCAGACAUAAAUGGCCAAUUCCUAUUUGAAUUGGAUUUCUUAGUGGCAAGUUUUCUUCUGAUCUCCUAAUCAAAAUGCCACUUUGGAUCAUAGAGAGUCGGUAGGAUAAUUUUGUGAUUGUGUUUGAAAUGUACACUGCAAAUGUGGUAUGACUAUUUCUUAAAUUAACAUGGUAACAAAAGUUUUUUCUAUUUAGAAUGCCAUGUUUUCUUACCAUGUUUGUAAAUCAAAGAUUUGUCAAUUUGCAGGCCAUGUAAAAAAUAAAACCGUUGGUAACAGUUGUGCUCAAAAGUUUGCAUACCCUUGGAGAAUUGGUAAAAUAU